This is a messenger RNA of Aedes albopictus (Asian tiger mosquito), 2873 nucleotides long. RefSeq names its product protein I'm not dead yet-like. NCBI's taxonomy places the organism in Eukaryota, Metazoa, Arthropoda, Insecta, Diptera, Culicidae. Gene Ontology annotation, molecular function: succinate transmembrane transporter activity; citrate transmembrane transporter activity. Gene Ontology annotation, biological process: transmembrane transport; citrate transport. The coding region runs from base 243 to 1994 and encodes 583 amino acids. The transcript has 9 exons. Gene Ontology annotation, cellular component: membrane. The record is from RefSeq and is a predicted model, not a curated record.
UACUUAACCGGAGAGGGGCACCGGACGGAAAAAGUGUGACCGGCGAACAAUCAGAAGAAGGUGCGUGAAAAUUUUCCUCAAGAUUUGAAUUUUUUGAAUCCGGAUCAGAGAACACGAGAGAGAGCGAGCGUGGAUUAGCGGCGUGAUCUUGUUUGAUUCGAAAAGUCAGUUGAUUGGAUGUGCCGCAACCGGCAGAGUUGUUAAUUCGGCAGUUGGCGUAGUUGCGCGUAUCCUAUGUCAACAUGACGUCCAAGUUGAACGGCGUCGACGAGGCAAUUGGCAUGACACCGAAAGUGGUGGGUCCCCGAGUGGGAUGCUGUUUUAGGAUAGUUAAAUUCAUUAACGUCUACUGGCGGGCGUUGGUAGUAUUUUUGGCUCCCUUCGUGGCGGCGGGAGUUUUCACGAUAGACACAACACCUGCCUACCGAUGUAUGUACGUAGUGCUGAUCAUGACGAUGUACUGGGUUACGGAGGCGAUCCCUCUGCCGGUGACAUCGAUGCUGCCGAUGGUGCUGUUCCCCAUUCUGGGAGUGCUGGAUACCGACCGGACCUGUAUGAUGUACAUGCGGGAGACCAUGCUGAUGUUCAUUGGCGGUAUCAUCAUUGCCCUGGCCGUGGAGUAUUGUAAUCUGCACAAACGGGUGGCACUGAAGGUUAUUUCGCUGAUUGGAUGCAGUCAGCGGAGGUUGAACUUCGGUUUGAUUACGGUGACAAUGUUCGUGUCCAUGUGGAUUUCGAACACGGCAGCCGUUGCGAUGAUGUGUCCAAUCAUGCAGGCCGUGUUGGAGGAACUGGAAUCGCAAGGAUUAUGCCAAAUGUAUGAACGACCAAAGAAGACCAGCGAAGAGGAAGGCAUGCUUGGCAACGAAAAGCAAUCUGAUGAACCCCUUAAGCCAUCGAAAACGACCAUCUGUUACUUCGUUGGAGCCGCCUACGCCUCCACUCUGGGUGGCUGCGGAACCAUCGUCGGAUCGGGCACUAAUCUCACCUUCAAGGGUAUCUACGAGGGCCGGUUCCCCAAUGCACCCGGAAUCGAUUUCCCCAAGUUCAUGUUCUACAACGUUCCCGGAAUGUUGAUCUACACCUUCCUGACGUGGGCCUACCUGCAGUGGCUGUACAUGGGCAUGUUCAGACCAAACAGCCCCGAAGCCAAGGCCGCCGAGAUCGGAAAGGAGGGUGAAGCCGUCGCCCGCCGUGUCAUCGAGACCCGCUACAAGGAACUGGGACCCAUGUCCUCGCACGAGAAGAGCGUUGCCUUCCUGUUCGUGGUUGCCGUUGCGUUGUUCUUCAUGCGUGAACCGGGAUUCAUCACCGGUUGGGCUGACUUGCUGCCGGGGGUUAAGAUCAAGGACGCCACUCCAGCGAUGUUUAUUGUGAUUGUUUUGUUCAUGAUUCCCGCCAACUGGAGGUGCCUGAAAUAUUUCCGACGAAACCCCGGUCGCCUUCCCGACGAAGCCACCCCAGGACUGAUCACCUGGAAGUACAUCAACCAGAAGGUUCCAUGGAGUCUCAUUUUCCUGCUGGGAGGCGGUUUUGCUCUGGCAGAAGGCGGAAAGGUUUCCGGAAUGUCGGCUCUGUUGGGUCAAUCGCUGUCCGGUCUCAAAACGUUGCCUCCGCUGUUGUUGCUGUUUGUUGUGUGCCUUACUGCUCAAACGCUGACUGAGUUCACGUCCAACGUUGCCAUCUGUAACAUCAUGCUACCCGUACUGGCUGAAAUGGCAAUAGCCAUCGAAAUCCACCCGCUGUAUCUCAUGCUCCCGGCGGCGUUGUCGUGCAGUUUUGCCUUCCACAUGCCGGUAGGAACGCCACCGAAUGCCAUCGUGGCCGGUGUGGGAAAUAUUGCCAUCAAGGAUAUGGCAGUGGCCGGUAUUGGACCAUCGAUAUUCACCCUGUUGGUGGUUUGGGCCAGUUUCCCGACGUGGGGAGCCAUCGUGUACCCGGAGCUUGCCACCUUCCCCGAUUGGGCUCGACCGAUGAAUGUCACGGCGAACUGAGCGGCGACGUGAAAAGCAUACGUACAUAGGAUAUAGAUGUUAAUCAAGUUAGGGAUCAAAAUUAGGAAAAAUAUAUAGGUUGCAGUGCAAUUCAUGAAAAUCAACAGAGUUGGAACCAAAAAGUGUGCCAAAAAGUCAAUUCUAGGAAACGUACUGAUAAAAGUGUACGUGAAAAGUUGGAAUAAUUUAUUGAGGAAAAACUUCGAACAAAGAGGAAGAUUUUAAAUUAUCGCCUCGAGAACUAACUAGGUAUAGCGUUUCUGAUCAUAAUAGAAAUGUAGCUUAGCAAAAUAUCUGUGACGUAGGAAGCUAUAUAUCUAGAUGAUAUAAAAAAGGCAAUCAAAGUCGAACAUAGAGCGAGCUUUAUUGACUUUCAGAAGUGCAUUCAAAUAAUAUUGAAAUACAUUCAACUACAAAUUUAUGGUUGUUUCAAAAAGAAAUACAGUUAUAGGCAACUAUUAGCAUUUUAAGCCUACAUUCACCAAGUGGCCUUGGAGUUUUAUCAGUGAUUCAUAAACAAACUUAACAAACAGCUCUUUGCCGGGAGCUAAAUGAAAAGAUUUUUGAUAUUUUUCUACACCAUAUUUUUCAUAACCUUCUUGACUCAAGAGAUAGCGUACAAUAGAAACGAUCGAACAGUCUUCCGUUAAAACAAAAAGUACUCAUUUUAGUUUUGAUUAAAGUUUAACUAGUGACAACAUCAUUGUAACAGCGUCAUGCAACUGUGAAGAAACCAGAACAAGCUUUGUGAAUAGCACGUAUUGUUGACCAAUGAUUACUUAAAACUUAACGUACAUAAAUAGCGUUAGUUGAUGAUUGAAACUUUGAGUUGUAACAAUUCUUAAUAGAUUUAUAAUAAAAGAAAUGUAUAAUGAAACA